Molecule: messenger RNA, 885 nt
Organism: Huiozyma naganishii CBS 8797
Lineage: Eukaryota; Fungi; Ascomycota; Saccharomycetes; Saccharomycetales; Saccharomycetaceae
Gene: LOT5
Product: Lot5p
Exons: 1
Coding region: 1-885 (294 amino acids)
Source: RefSeq, a predicted model, not a curated record
AUGCAGGCGAACAUAGUAUCGCAGAAGAUGUCAUGUCAGAUCGCAAACAUCAAGCCGAACGUGGAAAACGUCAUACCGUAUACAGUGUUCAAGAGAACACAACCGCGGACGCUACAGUCUCCCCUCCACCUGGCUGAUCUGAGUGACCAGUCGAUCCUGUACGGUGGUGGGCGGGACUUUAUACUGACGCUGCUUAACGGGCAGGAUGGGCAUUCCCUUGAGUGCGUCGAGUUGUUCAUCUUGAACAGUUGCAUUAUCCUGUGGUUCAACGUUCUGGGCCACGGGCUGGAGGUCCCCUACACGAGUGUAAUGUUCCAUGCCGUAGCAACACACAAUGGGACUGCAGAGGAAGGCCAUUCCAUAGAGCUUGUUCUGACGCUGGAGAGGGACACCGUGCUGGACCAGUUUUUCCCAGUACCGCCCAGUGAACUACAGGCAGCAGCGGUAGCGGUAUCGAGUAACCCUGGCAACAUUAGUACUGUCGGGAUAGUUCUCUACCCAAAGUAUUCAAUGUACGAAAGACACUACAACUCGGAGAUUGAAACGUUGUUCACCUUUAUGGAUUUUGGGAUGAACAGAGGUGACGAUCUCGUAAAGAACUGUCACAACGCACUUGCUGUCGGGAUGGACCUCCACUGGGAUGCGUUCCGCGAUGACGACGGCAUCGACAAAGAAUCUGUGGCAGACGAGCCCGCGGCUGCAUUUUCCGGAAUAUCAGACUUCAUUCAGAAUACGAGGUUUCAGAAUACAGGGUUUGCAGACGAUCUGGAUACCGAUGCAGAUCUAAGCGGGUUUGUCAACAGAGACAAGACUCAAGCCAGCAUGACUCUCCGUUUCCAACUGGAGAACAGAAUUAGUGGGCGAAAGAACCAGAGAAACCUUUAG